Messenger RNA from Elaeis guineensis (African oil palm), 3200 nucleotides. Lineage: Eukaryota; Viridiplantae; Streptophyta; Magnoliopsida; Arecales; Arecaceae. The record is from RefSeq and is a predicted model, not a curated record.
UAUUCCGCUCCCAUUUCUUAUUUUGUUUUCUCUCACCUUAUCAGCCUCUCGAGAAGUCGCCUUUUCUUCCCUAACCAUAGUAGGGACCGACGAAGAACCAACAACGAAACCGAUAGUCCUCGCCCGUCUCUCUUUUCAAGAGAAGAGAGAGAGAAAAUUAGGGAAAAAGAUCAGAUAAAAAGGGAGAAGAUUUGUUCUGAUUUUUUCACGUUAGGUUGCAGAUUUCCUCACACCGCCAACCCGCUGAAUUACUGUAAUAUCCGGACCUUUUUUGUUCUCCUGCAAUUGUUCUGGUUUUGUUUUCCCUGGAUUUUCCCUGAAAAAUCGAGUCUUUUCAUGUGGUUUUUCUUAAGCGUUUGAAGAAUCCUGGAGUUUGAUCGUGGGAUGGGUUUCUUUUCUGGGGUUUUCUUUGAGAUCGGUUUGUUGGCCGCCGAUCCGGACCAUUUCUUUGCUCGUGGAAUGGAUCCUGGCUGAAUCGGGGUUUCUUGACCGGUUCCGAUCGGUAUCUGGUUAGGGUUACUGUCAGCUUUAGAACAAGUUGGAAUUUGGCGUCGAGGGGUUGCAGAUAUCUUGGACUUGGGGGCAGGGAAUGGGAUAUGGUUAGGGUUUGAAAUCAGGCGCCCAAACUUAGAUUCAUGGCCGGGGGCAGCUAUCUUUGCCUUAUCUGGGAGUUGAUUGAGGAUUUUUUUUUUGUAUGAUUUUAUGUAAUGUUUUUAUUUUGACAUUUAGUAGACUUGAUUUUGUGAAUUUUUUGACUGUGUAAUAGAAGAAAUAGAACCUAUUACCAUCCAAGGUUCCAUUUAUAUUAUGGAUUGGGACUUGGCUUAGGCUGAUUCCAGAGGCUUAGAAUAAACUUUAAAAUUUUCUAUGAUUUGACUAUUUAUUUUUAUGUUCAUUUACUCGAGAAAUCUUUUGCACGUCUUAUCCUUGAAUCUUAAUCAAAGUUUUUUGCAAUUAUAAACUCAAAAAAGUUACUUUGAAAUGCAACUAGCUUUUAGUAUUGACUUUUGCUGGACGUAGAACCAAUUAUUAGUUGCAUUUCUUUGUUUUUAUAUGUUAUAGAUGAUCAUUCUCCUUGUUCCACAAUUUAAGUGCAGGGCUUGGGACUUGGUGAUUGUGGAGCUUUUCUUAAACUGUAGUGAUCGAGUCCAAGCCUGUAGUUUCUUCAAGAUUUAUAGGACAUUGGAUUGUUUGUUGCAUGCUUGGGAAGAGUUUCUCAUUGUUUUGAGGAUUCUGCCUGUAUAAUUUUCUUGCAAGAAGAGAUCAAGACUGCCAUAUUUCUUGGAUCAAUUCAAUAUAAUUUAUUCUAUUUACUCAGAAGUUACAUACGGGGCUGAAGUUCAGAUUUCCUUUCCUGAAAUUGGGCGUUAGAAUAUCCUUCCCUAUUGAAAUUGUGAACUUUGAUUCACUUGUGCUCAAGUUAAUCUUGUGCAGUUCAUAAGGUUGCUGGGUGAUAGAACCUUUCUCUAAUUGCUUUUUGAGAAAUAUUUUGGGGAUGCCAGCACUAAGGUUUUGAACCUUGGACCUCUUUCAAGUGAAGGGGGAUCCCAACAAGCUGAGAGAAGGCUGGCUAGCUGGCUGGUUGGUCAAGAGAACCUAUUGAUGCAUCAUAUCCAUACAUGGAAACCAAUGUGUUAGGAAAGAAUAUUCAAGCACAUCAGACAAGAACUGCACCUGAGUCUCUUUAUUUUGAGCUUUUGUGCUUUCAAGAUGACAGAUAUGAAAGGAAGCAGUUCUACUAUUUCAGACAUUGCUGCUUUGCACAAGGAAUGGGAUGAGAUUUCAUGCCCAAUUUGCAUGGACCAUCCUCAUAAUGCUGUACUCCUAAUCUGCAGUUCUCACGAGAAAGGGUGCAGAUCUUACAUCUGUGAUACUAGUUACCGGCAUUCAAAUUGCCUGGACCGAUUUAAAAAACUGAAAGUGACUAAUAUGGACAGCUCUUCUCAGCCAAGCUCUUCCAUCCUCGAGAACUCUGACACUGGAAGUCUUGCACCAAGGGAUUCUCGUAAUCCCAAUUCUGAAUCUAUUUUUGGGGGCCCAAGUAUCAGAAGAAACUCGGUGGAAACCCAUGAAGAUUAUGUCUUUCAAGAAAACAAUGAAGGGAACACUUCAGGCUUAUUUGAAACUUUGGAAGAUAAUAAUAAUGGCCAAGAAACUGAGAGAUCUACAGUAGGUCAGGGGGGAGAAAGGAAUGGACUGCAGGAGUCUGAUGGCAAUAAUGCAUCCGAAGGGAACUGCUUGAAGUGCCCCCUUUGCCGAGGAACUGUCAUCGGUUGGAUGAUUGUUAAAGAAGCAAGACAGUAUCUGGACCAGAAACCAAGGGCAUGCUCUAGGGAAUCAUGCUCCUUUUCUGGCAACUACAUGGAGCUGCGAAGACAUGCCCGGAGGGUCCAUCCUCUAACAAGGCCUGCUGAUGUGGACCCAUCACGACAGCGUGCAUGGCGCCGCCUGGAACACCAGCGGGAGUAUGGUGACAUCCUCAGUGCUAUCAGAUCAGCAAUGCCAGGUGCAAUUGUGCUAGGUGACUAUGUUAUAGACAAUGGAGAUGGGCUAUCCCGUGACAGGGAAAGCUAUGGAUCAGGUGAAGGGGCUGGGCCAUGGUGGACAACUUUCUUUCUGUUCCAUAUGAUUGGCAGCAGCCCUAUUGGGUCCCGUCAUGAGCCAAGGAGCUCAUCUAGGGCUUGGCGGACGCAUCGACGCUCAGGACACCGUAAUCUAUGGGGAGAGAACCUAUUAGGUUUGCAAGAUGAUGAUGAUGAUGGGAGCCUAGAUGAUGAUAUUCCAAUACCGAGGAGGCGUCGGAGAUUCAUGAGAUCCAGACCUGAUGAGGAGCAGCCAUGAGAGGUUUUUCUGUUUGAGGCUGCAGUCACUGGAUUGGGAAAUUCUGGAGCUUUGAAGGGAUGGUUCUCGAGCAUUGGUUGGAUUAUUGGAUUGGUUAUUUCUGUCUAGAUUUAUUGUGCUAGCAAUAGACAUGUCUUCAGUAAUGAUACAUCAUCUUGGUAUGGACAAUUAAACCUUUAGGGUUUUGGGCUGCUUGAGAGAAUGAGUUGGAUGCUUGCACUCUCUAGUUUGGUCAAAAUUUAUUUUAUUGGUGAAACAUGCCUAAGGGGUGUUCAUCAAGUGUAUAGAAUAACGUUUGUAAGCCAAGGCAUUUCAAGCACAGGUGUUCUAUUUCAGUGAUUUCAGGUGUUAUAUUUGAA